This is a messenger RNA of Spirometra erinaceieuropaei, 483 nucleotides long. Lineage: Eukaryota; Metazoa; Platyhelminthes; Cestoda; Diphyllobothriidea; Diphyllobothriidae. The record is from the annotation of a GenBank genome assembly.
AUGGUAUCUUUUGAUGUCACGUCCCUCUUUGCUUCCAUCCACCAGGAUCUGGCAAUCGAGACCGUCGAGCUACUCCUACUAAGCAAAUACAAUAAAACGGAGAAUCGUCUCGGACAUGCUCAAGUCCUUCAGCUCAUAAACUUCUGUCUUAGGACGUACUUCACGUUUGACGAGACAAUCUACGAGCAGUUCAUCGAACGGGAUCAGGUGCUACCGUUCAAAGAACGUAUCCAUAGCGUCUGCCUGAGCAAACAAUUUACGAUGGAGAAGGAAGAAUAUAACCAGCUGGCCUUCCUUGAUGUCCUCGUCUGCCGCAAAGAUUGUGGUGGCGUACAGACUAAAGUGUUCAGAAAGACGACGAAUACGACACAAAUACUGAACUUCAGCAACAACCACCUAAUCAGCCACAAACGCAGUUGCUUAAGAAAGCUAUAUCGGCGUGUUGAGACGCCCAGCAAUGAACCGGAAGACAAGAUUGCCUAA